This is a messenger RNA of Diachasma alloeum, 4115 nucleotides long. It is a transcript of the gene mus101, whose product is annotated as DNA topoisomerase 2-binding protein 1. The coding region runs from base 142 to 3945 and encodes 1267 amino acids. The transcript has 3 exons. The record is from RefSeq and is a predicted model, not a curated record. NCBI's taxonomy places the organism in Eukaryota, Metazoa, Arthropoda, Insecta, Hymenoptera, Braconidae. Gene Ontology annotation, biological process: mitotic DNA replication checkpoint signaling; mitotic G2 DNA damage checkpoint signaling; DNA replication initiation.
UCUACUCAGGUCUAUCCUCUUUGAUUGAGGUUAUAUACUGUCUCUAGAGUAAAUGUCACCGCCCUGAAUUAAAAAAUACUUGAUUAUCGGUUGCAAAUGAAUUCUAAUGUCUUUGAGUGAAGAACAAGUCGUGGACAUCUUAUGACGAGUGAAAAAAAACGAAUGCCUGUUUGCAAAGAAACAUAUAUUAACAAAAAAACGAUGACCAGUCAUUUUGAAGGCUCACUAAAUGUUUAUUUUUUGAUAUCUAAUCAAUAUGCAAGUGAAGAUGAUUGUUCAGAGGACAUGUGGGAAGCUUUCCAGAAAUGCAAAGAAAAUGAGAUUCCACCGCAAUGGAUCAAGGAGAAUGAGUGCCAGAGAUUGAAACCAGAGAAAACAGAUAUUUUUGUGCUGGAGAAAUUUCAGGGAGACGUCUUCAAAAAACUUCAGGGAACAAAAUGCUUUAGAAUACUUGGACCGAAAUGCCUCCUGCGCUGUUUCUUGACGAACGAGCCAAUUCCUCCAGGCACGAGCCCAGUAUUAAACACAGCAAUGCGCGAUGUCGUUGCUUGCUUUUCUGGCUUCAGCCCCGAGGAUAAACUAGUCUACCAGCAGAAAAUUGAAUACAUGGGUGGAAUCUGCAUAAAAGAGCUGCGCCACUGUGUUACCCACCUCAUCGGGGAUUCCGUCAUGUCCGCAAAGUACGAAAAAGCUAUGGAAGAUGGUAUAAAAGUUUACACGAAAGACUGGAUCUUCGCAGUAUGGGAAACAAACCUGAAAGAUUACAUACCUGCAACCGACGGGAGUUUCGACAAAUAUCAAGUCCCAGUCUUUAUGAACCUCGUUGUAACAUCCACAAAUAUUCCCAAAGAUGAAAAAGAUGAAUUAAAAAAAAUAAUCGAACAGAAUGGCGGUAAGUUCAUGGGUCCCCUGGACGGUCAGAAGGUGAAAAUUCUCAUUGCAAAGGAGUACACAACGAUGAGUGACAAAAUAAGAUUUGCGAUGGCAAACAGUAUUCCUUGUUUAAAACCAGACUGGGUGAAAAAAAGUAUAGAAGUAGGCUACGCGCUCCCUUUCAACGAGUUUCUCAUUUCUCCAUCCCAUAAAAACAAGUGUUCUACCCCAGAGAAAGGAUCACAAUUGUCACAGACAAAUUUCAAUAUUUCAACCAUCAGCUGUAUCCAAGGAGACCUGAACCCUAACGCCCUCAUUAAUGAGACGAUGUCCAGUACGCUAAAUGCAACUGCUCAUCUGAGCGUCCCGAAUCGGAGUCUCCAAGUAUCAACAGUAUCAGGGAAUCACAUAAGUAUCACGGAAGCGAAGAAGGCGGGUCCUUUCUUAGAUGGCUGCAAUAUUUAUUUAGCGGGCUUCUCCUCAAUUCAAAGAGACAAAAUUAACAAAAUAAUAAAUAUGGGAAGCGCAACGAGGUACGAUGAAAUAUCGGAGACUCUCACCCACGUGAUUGUUGGAGAUCCAGGGAAAGCGUUCGGAGAUUUGAAGAUAAUUCAGGCGAAAAGCCUCCACCCUCACAUCUUAAACAUUCAAUGGUUAGAGGAGAGUAUCAAACUCAAAAAACCAGCGCCAGAGGAGUCAUUCGCAUAUGUCAGGAAAGAAGAACCAAACAGAGUUGAGCUCCCUUCAUCUCCACUAUCUAAAAAGAACCUUCAAAUGCUCCAGAAAUCGAAACGUCCUCUAGUCCCAGUAUUCCAGAUGGAUAACGUUCCCGAGCCGCCUGAGCACGAACCGGAUCUCAUAGAACAAUACCUCCAGCGGCAAAACUCCGAUCGGUCGAUGAGCAAUUUCCCCCCUGAAAAAUCCGAUCCUAACCCCUCAAAAUCGGUGAGCCAAUCCGCAGCCAACGACAGCGAAAUGCCUUUUAGUCAGCCCUCGACAAUGGGAGCUCAAAUAUUUCAAAAAUUAACAUUUUUCGUUACUAGUUUGACCGAAGAAGAAGAUGGUUCCCUAAGAGAAAACAUUUCUGGUCUCGGUGGAAAAUUGGUCUCUCGGAGUUUCACAGGAAUCACUGAUUUUGCUAUUGUUCCGUUCAAUGGAGUCAGUUUAAAAACAACCGCAAAUCAAGUUGUUACCAGUUUGUUCGUUGAUGACUGUUUGGAUCAUGAUGCGGUGGUAGAUAUUCAGUAUUACCAUCUACCAAUUUGUAUUCCUGAGAGCGUAAAACCUCUCGCAGAUUGUGUUAUUGUUGUUUCGGCCUAUACAGGAAUAGAGCGGACUUAUUUAUCUAAAUUAGCAGCGGCGCUAGGUGCUCGGCAUCAAGACAUGUUUGCCCGAAAAACCAACAUUGAAAAGGGAUUGUACGGUGGCACUCAUUUGAUUUGCACAUCUCCGGAAGGGAAUAAGUACAAUGCCGCCGUGAAGUGGAAACGGCCAGCGGUAACAGCUGAAUGGCUGAGAGCCUGUGCAGAGAAGUUGACAUUAGUUGAUGAGACUCCAUUUUUAGUCGGUGAGACCAUGGCUCCAGAGCGCAAGAAUCUACUCGAGGGCGGUGUAGUGCCUGCUCCAUUGAGUCUCCCAAAUCGACAGAUCUUAACGCCAAAGAGACUUCUCAAUCAAACACCGAACAUGGAGACUCCAAUCAUCAACAAACGAUUGAGUUUGAACAAGAACAAUAGUGCGAAUUCACCAUUCCACUUUGCAACACCUGAAACUCCUUAUGGUCAGGUGUUCCAAGCAAGUCCUUCACCUAAUACGAAGAAAGCUUGGGCGAAGUGGAUUGAUGGUCUCCCGGAAAAUGUCGAAGAGCAGCAACCGAAGAAACGGAAGCUUAGCACCCCAUUGUCAGAGCUGAAACGUCAACUAUGGUCAGCGUUAAAAAAACCUAAGAAUUCUGGAGACGAACAUAGCGAACAUAGCGAUAGUUUCCAACAUACCAACGAGCAGGAUUCGCUUGAACAACAAAAUGAGCAUGGCGGGAUGACGAAUGAAGAACAACAUGGUGAGCAGAUUGUUCCAAUAAAUCGAGAGCUGUCAUUCGAUGAUGACACUCCAAAGAAGACUGAGAUUCACCAGGAGUUAGAAGAGAUGGAUAAAAUGCUGAAGGCCACGUCGUCGAGUUCCAAUGAGGGGAGAUUCUCAAUUCACGGAGAGGAGCGAGAGAAGAUCAGUGAGAAUUGUAAUGUGCCAGCGACACAGGCGGAGAGUGUAGGGUGGGAAGAUCCUCACCCCCAGACUCUGAAGAUAGCAAUGAGGAAUGAAAAGAGCACCUUGGAGGAAACGGAAGAAAUUGAGAAAGCUCAAGAAGCUCAGGAACCACUAGAAACGGUGAAGAAAUUCAAAUUUAUGCUCUCUGGAAUUAAAGAUAGAGAAUAUCACGAAGCCCUGAUCAGGAAAUUGGGGGGAGAGGUAUCAACGCAAUCAGUAUUCGAUGAUUCUGCGACGCAUUUGUUAUGCAUUCGCCCUUCAAGAAAUGAAAAAAUGUUGGGUAGUAUUGCUGGGGGUAAAUGGGUUCUGCAUUCUUCGUAUUUACGAGAUUGUGAAACUGCUGGUCGUUUUAUUGAUGAAGAGAGCUAUGAGUGGGGGAAUGCUCUUAAUAAAGAUAACGUACCGUCCAUUGAUGUCGAGAGUGAGAAGACGAUCGCUGCAGCAGCGCACCGAUGGCGAAUGACGUUGAAAAAUUCGAGGAAAGGUGCGUUUGAGGGGAUAGUUGCCAUGUUAAUGGUGAACAAGGACAAGUAUGAUCAGUUUGAGAGACUCAUCAAGGCUGGUGGAGGUACUGUUGUGCAGGCAAAACCUCCGUAUGAUUCGAGUCCAUCUGAGAAAAAAAUUACUCACUGUUUUAUUGCUAAUAGAACUGGUCAACCGAUGGACUGGGCCAUGCUGGCCAGUAAGGGCAUCAUGUGCUUUCCACCACAGUUUCUUAAUACUUUGCUCACCACAAAUGGGCCCCUUAAUCCACGAGAUCAUGUUAUACCAGAAUUUAAAAAAUAUUUGGCUUUAUUACCUAAAUGAUUGUGUAAAUAUAACGAUUUGGAAUUGGUUACAGAUAAAAAUCAAGUUCGGUUCUUUUAAUUUCAUUUCUUUUCGGACCCUCUCGUGUAAUUUUUCAACAUAUUUAUUCAGCGGUGAAUCAGAGUAUGUGGACGAUUUUUGAUAAAAUAUGAUUCUGUGUAUAAAGGUAA